This is a messenger RNA of Diplodia corticola, 855 nucleotides long. Its product is annotated as metalloprotease. Gene Ontology annotation, molecular function: metallopeptidase activity. The record is from RefSeq and is a predicted model, not a curated record. NCBI's taxonomy places the organism in Eukaryota, Fungi, Ascomycota, Dothideomycetes, Botryosphaeriales, Botryosphaeriaceae. The coding region runs from base 1 to 855 and encodes 284 amino acids. The transcript is spliced from 7 exons.
AUGCUUACGAAAAACACCUUUCAGAUCGGUGUGAUGGCCGUCCUGGCGACCGCAGUGAUUGCUCAACCGCGAUGCACGGCGCCAGAUCCCCCAAAAGAGCUGUUGGAGCAUGCAGCGGAGAUGAAAAUGCAAGAAAACUCAAUAAAAAAUGCUGGACUGCUGCGCUCUCAGUCUCCCAUCACAGUCGAUGCAUGGUUCCACAUUGUUGCCGCUUCUGAUGCCGUGGAAGAUGGAAAUAUAACCGAUGAGAUGGUUGAAAACCAGCUGGGUGUCCUUAAUUCCAACUUCGCUCCCCAUGACAUUGGCUUCAAUCUCUUGGGCACCACGAGGACCAUCAACAGCACAUGGUCAGACAACACCGAUGUGCUCGACAUGAAAACGAAUCUUCGCAAGGGUGGAUACGCCACUCUCAACUUGUACUUCACGAGGACGCUUCCGGGGAACUCAUCGGGCUACUGCACCUUCCCAGGAACCGUUGACAAUGGCACUGUAGACUUCUUCAACGAUGGCUGCGUCCUCGACGCCCAGACGGUACCCGGAGGUUCCAAGGUGCCGUACAAUGAAGGCAAAACUGCAACCCACGAGGUCGGACACUGGUUUGGUCUUUAUCAUACCUUCCAAGGCGGCUGCAAUGGCGGAGACGGAAUCGAUGACACUCCAUCUCAGGACAGCCGAAGCGAAGGCUGUCCCGUUGGUCGGGAUUCGUGCCCUGACAUGCCCGGACUAGACCCCAUUCACAACUACAUGGACUACUCUGACGAUUCAUGCUACGAAGAAUUCACUCCCGACCAAGAUGCUCGGAUGCGGUCCAACUGGGACUGGUACCGAGCCGCUUCGCAAGCCGGGCGGAAGUAG